This is a messenger RNA of Etheostoma cragini (Arkansas darter), 951 nucleotides long. It is a transcript of the gene lin7b, whose product is annotated as lin-7 homolog B (C. elegans). Gene Ontology annotation, biological process: neurotransmitter secretion; protein localization to basolateral plasma membrane; maintenance of epithelial cell apical/basal polarity. NCBI's taxonomy places the organism in Eukaryota, Metazoa, Chordata, Actinopteri, Perciformes, Percidae. The transcript is spliced from 6 exons. Gene Ontology annotation, molecular function: L27 domain binding. Gene Ontology annotation, cellular component: basolateral plasma membrane; synapse; cell-cell junction. The record is from RefSeq and is a predicted model, not a curated record. The coding region runs from base 204 to 866 and encodes 220 amino acids.
ACCGACGUCUCUCACUGUAGCCGGAGCUGUGGUUAAGCCUCGACGUCACAGCCUGAGCCUCGGUCCAGCAUCCCGGACCUCAUUACAGCCGUCCACCUUUCCACAGCCUGCUGACCAUGUCAUCACAGAUGGAGCACGCAUUGCCGUGAACAAGCCCUUCUGCUCAUCCACGCAGUGUUACAUAGAAGACUACCAGCUUGGAAAUGAUGUCCUCUUACUACCACCCGGCCAAGGAAGCUGACAUGGCGGCCAUGACAGAGCCGCUCUGUCUGGAAAGAGAUGUGUGCAGGGUGAUCGAGCUGCUGGACCGGCUGCAGCGGAGCGGGGAGCUGCCCCCUCCCAAACUGCAGGCCCUGCAGAGAGUCCUGCAGAGCAAGUUCUGUGCUGCCAUCAGAGAGGUGUAUGAGCAGCUGUACGACACUCUGGACAUUGUUGGAGGACCAGAGGUGCGAGCACAGGCAACUGCCAAGGCCACAGUGGCGGCGUUUGCGGCCAGCGAGGGCCACGCCCACCCAAGGGUGGUGGAGCUGCCCAAGACCGAAGAGGGUCUGGGCUUUAACAUCAUGGGGGGCAAAGAGCAGAACUCCCCCAUAUACAUCUCCAGGGUGAUCCCUGGGGGGGUGGCCGACCGUCAAGGAGGGCUGAAGAGGGGGGACCAGCUGCUGUCUGUCAACGGAGUGAGCGUGGAGGGCGAGCACCACGAGAAGGCUGUGGAGCUGCUGAAGGCCGCCCAGGUUUCAGUCAAGCUGGUGGUGCGCUACACCCCAAAGGUCCUGGAGGAGAUGGAGGCUCGCUUUGAGAAGAUGAGGAGCGCCCGGAGACGCCAGCAGCACACCAGCUACUCAUCUCUGGAGUCCAGGGGCUAGUCGAUCCAAAGCCCCCCCCCGCCUCAUCCUCCAACCCUCCUGACUCUUCAGUUCCAGUGGGAGACCUUAGAUGAGAAGCGAAAAA